This is a messenger RNA of Harpegnathos saltator (Jerdon's jumping ant), 2367 nucleotides long. RefSeq lists its product as uncharacterized. NCBI's taxonomy places the organism in Eukaryota, Metazoa, Arthropoda, Insecta, Hymenoptera, Formicidae. The record is from RefSeq and is a predicted model, not a curated record. Gene Ontology annotation, molecular function: odorant binding; olfactory receptor activity. Gene Ontology annotation, cellular component: plasma membrane. The coding region runs from base 16 to 2307 and encodes 763 amino acids. The transcript has 13 exons. Gene Ontology annotation, biological process: detection of chemical stimulus involved in sensory perception of smell; sensory perception of smell.
CAUUCCGAGCUUGUGAUGUCGCCUCAUGAGCGACCGUACGAAGGGAAAAGCAGCGAGCGUACGGAGAUGCACGUGCUGGAAUUUACACUGACUGUGCUGACGGUCGCCGGUGUCUGGCGGCCGCGCUCGUGGAAGUCGUCACAGACGAAACAAAUGUUAUACGACGCCUACACGGUCGUCCUGAGCGUACUGAUCCUCAUGUUCACCAUGUCCCAAUUUAUGGAACUGCUGCUUAACACCAGCAACGCUGACGAAUUGACGGAGAUACUGUACAUGGUACUGAUCGGAGUCACUUUCACGGCUAUGGUCGACAAUCUGACCGUGGAGCCGUUCAAGCCGAUAGGAAAGAACGAGACGAUCAUUCGAAGAAGAUUUGACAAGAUGAUCACGAAUAUUACAUUUCGGUACUUGAUGCUCAUCGUGACAACAGCUAUCUACAUCACUCUGCUGUCGUUGUUCACGGACUUCAGAAGACGGGAUUUAACGUAUAAAGCUUGGUUCCCGUUCGAUUACUCGGUCUCCGCGAUAUACUACUUCCUGUACGUUCAUCAAAUGUUCAGCAUGCUGUUUACCAGUUUCUUGAACGUCGCCUGCGACAGCCUCUUUUCCGGCCUGCUGUUGCAUCUUUCUUGCCAAAUCGACAUCUUGGAUUAUCGAUUGUCGAAGAUCGCGAACAAUGAAAAUAUGCUACGCAAAUGCGUCUUUCAUCACAAUCGUAUAUUCGAAUUCGCUACCACGCUAAAUGAAAAAUUGGCCGUUGUCAUCGGCAGCCAGUUCAUAGGAAUCUGCUUGGUGGUGUGCUGCCUGCUGUUUCGCUUGGCAGUGUCGUCAUCCAGCGUCAUGUACAUUCAGACUCUCAUGUGUCUGUCUUGCGCGUUAUUAGCAAUGUUCUAUUACUGUUGGUUUGCGAACGAGGUCAAGCUGAGGAGUCUGGAAUUUUCGGACAAUAUCUACAAAAUGGAGUGGCCGGACCUCAACAACAACGUGAGGAAGUGCAUCGUGAUAAUUAUGAGCCGUGCGAUGUCGUCGCCCAUCAAAUUCACUAGCGCGCGUAUCGUUCCCCUGAACCUCGAGUCUUUCGUGAUGGUGCUCAAAACCUCGUACACGGUUUUCAACUUGAUGCGGCAGAUAUUCGUGUUGCCUUUGAUCGUAAGCGAACGCGCUAUCGCCAUAUAUCACGUUCAAAAUCGCGACAUAGAGUUCAUGAAUAUCAUACUGAACGUCGAGAAUUCCGACGAAUUCACCGACGCCCUGUACAUGAUGCUGACCGUGCUGGUCGCGGCCUACAAGCAAACUUUCAUGCUGCUGGACCGCGGAAACAUCACGAUGAUAAUUGACCAGCUCACCGUGAGACCCUUCGCACCGUGUGAGUCGCACGAGGUGACGAUUCGGCGGAAAUUCGACAAAAUGAUACAAGCAAGAGUAGACUAUGAGCAUUUAUUAUGCAUUCGUUGUGCUUUAGUUAGGUGGCUUCGCGAUGGGUCUUUCGACAGGAUGUGUGGGCCUGAUUUCAAGAACUUGACAACAAUAAAAUCCACGUCGUCAUUUUGCAGGAGCAACGUGUUGCGCUACUUGAUUCUCGUGACAAUGUCGAUCACGUCGAUACUCAUGACGUCCUUUUUCACGGAGCUGACGAAGAGAAACCUGACGUACAAAGCGUGGGUGCCGUUCGACUAUUCGUCAUCCAACGUCGUGUUCCUUCUCGUGUACACCCACCAAUUGAUAGGCAUGUCGACCUCCGGUAUAGUAAACGUCGCUUGCGAGAGCUUAAUUUGCGGAUUCCUGUUGCACAUCUGCUGCCAACUUGAGAUUUUAGAGUAUCGAUUGACGAAAAUUUCGCGGGACCAUGACGUCCUGGGCGACUGUGUUUAUCAUCACAACCGCAUAUUUACAUAUGCGUACGAGGUGAAUAACAUGUUCGCCAAGAUAAUCGCCAUACAGUUUGCGGUGAGCAUGCUGGUGGUGUGCUCGAAUCUGUAUCGGAUAGCCAUGGCGGAGGACUACAUGAGCAUCGUCCCGUUGAUGUUUUACACGAGCGCGAUAUUGGCGCAGAUCUUCAUCUACUGUUGGUUCGGGAACGAAGUCAAGUUGAAAAGCCUGCACGUGAUGAACAGUAUCUACGAGAUGGCGUGGCCGGCGCUUAGCAACGACAAUCAGAAAGCCCUGCUGUUGGUAAUGAAGCGCACGAUGGUCCCGGUCGAGUUCAGUAGCGCAUACAUAAUCACGAUGAAUCUUGACUCGUUUGUGGCUUUGCUGAAAAUGUCGUACUCGAUUUUUAAUCUGCUGCGACAAACGCACGAACAGUAAGCUCAACACGUUGCGCUGUGUGUCACGUGCAACCUAUACAUAUAUUAAAGUAUAGCAAGA